UUUGUAAAAUGUUUUUAUUUAUAUUCGUGACUGAUUGACAUUACCGAUUGCGACAUAGUUGCAUCUACAUAUUUAAUUAGUGUGGUCAAUCAAAAUGCGUUUUAUGUGCUCACCUCGCUGGUACAUGAUAGAUACGCGAGUGCGAUUCAGCUCUGAUUCCAGAUUUGUUCCCUCACACGAACCAGCCGUGGAAGGGGACCUUCGAAAACUGGAAAGAUUUCUCAAAGACAAACCAAAAACCCUUGUUUUAACCGGUGCUGGAAUAUCUACGGAAUCAGGAAUUCCGGAUUAUCGUUCGGAAAAAGUUGGUCUAUAUGCUCGCUCUAAUCACAAACCCAUUCAGCAUGGCGAUUUCAUCAAUUCGGAAGCCGUUCGCAAACGCUACUGGGCGCGAAACUACGUUGGUUGGCCACGUUUUUCGGCUGUUGCUCCGAACGUAACCCAUUACAAGUUGGCUCGAUUAGAGCGUGAUGAACGCAUUUCCGGUGUGGUGACGCAAAACGUUGAUAAGCUGCACACGAAAGCGGGUUCAAAGAACGUCAUUGAAUUACAUGGCAGUGGCUACACUGUUAUUUGCGUAGGUAAAACUGGUGCCGGAUGCGAUUAUCGAAUACCGCGUCAUGAUUUCCAACAAAUUCUUGAUCAAAUGAAUCCUCACAUGGAAGACAAGUCAACCAUGAUACGACCAGAUGGAGACGUCGAGUUACCUCAUGAAUAUGAGGAAAACUUCAAAAUACCACCUUGUCCUCAGUGUGGUGGGUCGUUGAAGCCGGAAAUUGUGUUCUUCGGCGAUAACAUCCCAAUGCCACGAAUCGAAACUGUAGUUCGUAUGAUUCUGGAAUCGGACGGAGUGCUGGUGCUCGGUUCCAGCUUGACGGUAUUUUCCGGCUACAGGAUAAUACUGCAAGCAAAAGAACUUGGUAUCCCGGUGGCGAUAGUGAACAUUGGUGAUACGCGUGGGGAUUCGGUGGCAGAUUUAAAAAUUUCCGCCAGAUGUGGGGAACUGAUGCAAGAUUUGUACAAAACAUGAUGGGGAUGCAGAUGAAAACGCGUAGAAUUGUUCAAUCUAUUACAUAUUGUAAAUAUAGUUUUAAAUACUCUUA
Malaya genurostris is the source of this 1103-nucleotide messenger RNA. RefSeq names its product NAD-dependent protein deacylase Sirt4 (gene Sirt4). The transcript has 2 exons. Gene Ontology annotation, molecular function: NAD-dependent protein lysine deacetylase activity; NAD+ binding. Bases 95 to 1030 code for a protein of 311 amino acids. The record is from RefSeq and is a predicted model, not a curated record. NCBI's taxonomy places the organism in Eukaryota, Metazoa, Arthropoda, Insecta, Diptera, Culicidae.